This is a messenger RNA of Lactuca sativa (garden lettuce), 1715 nucleotides long. Its product is annotated as proteinaceous RNase P 2. Gene Ontology annotation, biological process: tRNA 5'-leader removal. Lineage: Eukaryota; Viridiplantae; Streptophyta; Magnoliopsida; Asterales; Asteraceae. The record is from RefSeq and is a predicted model, not a curated record. Gene Ontology annotation, molecular function: ribonuclease P activity; protein binding.
CAAUUAGGGUUUUUCCUUUCGGUUACCUUGUGGUCUGUAGCAAGGAGAACUUACUCAACAAUGAAGAAUCAGAGGAAAAAGAUAGGUAACAACAAAUCCCCAACACCGGAAUCCAAAUUCCGCUCUGAUUUCAGCAUUUGCUCCAAAGAGAAAGAUUUGGCUGGCGCAAUCUCCCUUUUCGAUUCCGCAGUUUCUCAAAACCUCAAACUCAAUCUCCACCACUUGAAUUGCUUCCUUUAUAUAUGUUCCAACUCCAUCGAAGACAAUAAAGACGUUGCAAUCGAUAAAGGUUUCAGCAUUUUCAAUCACAUGAUAUCGAGCAAGAUAAACCCCAAUGAAGCCACUAUCACAGCCGUUUCUAGGUUAGCCGCAGCAAAAGACGACGCUGAUUUGUCAUUUGAGUUGGUUAAAAGUUUGCUCAAGUACAAUGACAAGCCUCGGUUGCGAACCUAUGAUCCAGCAUUAUUCUGUUACGUGAAGAAAUCAGAUGCCGAAAAGGCGUAUUUGGUGGAGAAAGACAUUUUGAGUAUGGGGUUGUGCUUGGAAGAACCAGAGAUCGCUGCAUUGCUGAAAGUCAGUGCUGAGACAGGAAACGAAGAGAAGGUGUAUGAAUAUUUGCAUAAGUUAAGAAUUGGCGUCAAAUGUGUGAAUGAAUCAACAGCAGAGAUCAUUACCAAUUGGUUCAAAGGAGAAACGGGGGCGAAAGUGGCCAGUCGUUUGAAAGACUGUGAUAUGGGUCGGGUUAAAGAUAUGGUUUUGAAGAAUGGAGGUGGGUGGCAUGGGCUUGGGUGGAUAACGAAAGGAAAAUGGGUGUUACAGAGAACAACCAUUGAUUCAAAUGGUGUUUGUUGUGCUUGUAAAGAUCAGUUGGCUUGUGUCGAUAUCGGUAGAGAAGAAACAGAGAAGUUUGCACAGUCGUUAAUGGCGUUGGCCAUUGAAAGGGAGACCCGAUCAAAUUUCACUCAGUUUCAGAAUUGGCUGGAUGAACAUAAUGAUUUUGAAGCUAUAGUUGAUGGAGCAAAUAUUGGACUUUACCAACAAAACUUUGCAGAAGGUGGAUUUAGUGUUUCUCAGGUUGAAAUUGUUGUUAAAGAACUGUAUAACAGAAGCAAGAAAUGGCCACUUGUUAUUCUACAUGACAAGAGAAUUCGUGCCCUUUUAGCUAAUCCUUCAAAUCGAGAGCUACUUGAAGAGUGGAUUGAAAGAGGAGUUCUUUAUGGAACACCAGUUGGAUCAAAUGAUGACUGGUAUUGGCUUUAUGCUUCUGUAAAACUCAAGUGUAUGCUUGUGACAAAUGAUGAAAUGAGAGACCAUAUUUUUGAACUUUUAGGAGGCAAUUUCUUUCCCAGGUGGAAAGAAAGACAUCAGGUUCAUUACACUUUCCCAAAAGGUAAACUUCAACUUCAAAUGCCACCACCAUAUUCCAUUCUUAUUCAGGAAUCUGAGAGAGGAACAUGGCAUGUGCCCUUAGUGAGUGAUCACAAUGAUGAGUCAUUAAGAACAUGGCUUUGCAUUUCCCAUUCAGACCUCUGUAAAACUUGUUCUGAAGAAACUUCCAGUUCACAUGUUGGUAUAACUGGUAAAAGAAAAGAAAGAUCUUCAUCUUAGAAACUUGGGUUUUUUGUCACAAUUUUGAAUGUCUUUUUAACUAAUUGUUUUUGUUUGAUUUUGUUGUAUUAUCUGAGAAGUAAUGUAUGCAUAAACUAUAAGCUUUA